Messenger RNA from Ipomoea triloba (trilobed morning glory), 1105 nucleotides. RefSeq lists its product as uncharacterized. The transcript is spliced from 3 exons. Lineage: Eukaryota; Viridiplantae; Streptophyta; Magnoliopsida; Solanales; Convolvulaceae. The record is from RefSeq and is a predicted model, not a curated record. Bases 115 to 972 code for a protein of 285 amino acids.
UCAUGUUCCUAUAUAUGUACUACUUAAACCACAAAUUCUCUGAGCACACAACAUAAAAUUUUAUUAUUGGAUCACCAUCUCAUUUAAUUUGUAACUCCCACCCACCAUCAGGAUAUGGAAGGCUUGGCAUCACUUUCAGUGAAAUCUAUGCUUCCCACUUCUUGUUGUAAUAUUGCCAAAACCAAAGAGUAUCUUGUUGAUAUAGAGAAGAGAGAGGUCAAAGAAGGAGAUGAGGAUCAGUUUCAGGACAAAAAACAAACUCUGCUUCUUAAACUCACAGAAACCGUAUCAAGAAACCAGAUUUCAAUAGUAGCACGUGGUUAUGUUAAUAGCGUCAUCAAGGAAAUUCUCAAAUUCUAUGAUCAUCUUAUCAGCCUCAACAAUCUUCGUGGAACAAAACUACUCUGCAGGAUUUCAGUUUUAAUUUCUGUUGAGGCGAGUAACAUAGUGAGAUCAAUAAAAGGCUUGCUCAAUCCAUCUCCUCCUCCUCAACUUCCAGACCAGACAGAUAUUACAAUAAACGAUCAGGUAAUAAGACCGACUAGUCCAACGGCGCCGGCGGGAAUUCCGAAACGCAAGGAUUAUUACGGCAUGAAUUUCAAACUGCAGGCCGAAAACUUGAUGCUAGUCCUGGCAAUGCUGACGGCGGCUGCGACCUUCUCCGCCGCGUGCGCCUUCGCCGGCGCGGUUUCCAAGGACAGUGAGACGGCGGGGAGGGAUUUCUCGAGCCUCGCAGGCCCCUUCGUGCUGUUGAAUUCCACGGGGUUUAUAGCUUCCGUGGCGGUUAUUAUGUCGGUGUUGAAUGAGGUGCCGCUGAAACCGUGGCCGCAGAUAUCGGUGUUUUGUUGGUUCGGGUCGUACAUGUGUUUGAUGAUGAAGGUGUCGCCGCAUGAAGCUCUGCUUCUGCUAUGUGUCUCUGUUCCGUUGCUUCUGUUGGCGGUUACGGGGAAGUUAUUCAAAUUCUCACAAUGAGUUUGCCAUUUCUUAUAUUACAUAUAAACUUAUCUUCCAUAGAGGAUCAAUAUAUAUAUAUGACGAGUUUUUGUGUCUGAGUCUUAUUACUCAAGAAAAGUUGGAGAAGAUUGUGGAGAUGGAGCUUUGGGGA